UAUUGUUCAUAUUAAUUUCUUUUGAGUGUGAUCGGGGUGUGACAGUAAAACCUGUUUUUAAGGAUUACUGUUGCUGAGGCUGACUGUUAUCUAAAUAUCUUUCAAACGCAAAUUCGUGAUCCAAACAUGCCCCUGUUUGUUUUGUACCGACUCGUGUGUUAAACUUUAACACGCUGAAUCAAAAACAAAAGUUGAUUCUUGACAAAUUAGGUAUAUUGUAACAUAUAUCAUGCAUGCUCUGUAUGUUUCUGAGAGCUGGGGAAUAAAGGGUAAAUGCCCAGGAAGUCUGUAAAGGGGAGGGGCUAGAGUAAAGAAUCAAAUCUGAGCUCCAGUUACAAUAGAGAGUGUUAUGCAAUGAGAAGUGAGAGGAAGGACAGGAUUGCUUGCUAGUCUGACAAAAACUACAGCAAGAGAAGAGAAAGGGGUGAGAAAUACAGCAGAGAAACCAGCAGUGUUCAACAUGUCAUUUGAGCCCGGAUCGUUACCCCCUCGACCAGAACUGUUUGACUUCCAUGGAGUCUCAAUGACCCACUAUUUCACAGACAACUGGGAGAAUGUUCAAAACUUCCAGGCCAGGCCAGAUGAUAUACUUAUUGCGACAUACCCCAAAGCAGGAACCACAUGGGUCUCCUACAUCCUUGACCUGCUGUAUUUUGGUCAGACAGAGCGUCAAAGAACCGUUCCAAUCUUUGAGAGAGUGCCUUUUUUGGAGAUUUUCAUCCCAUCAUUGGGCUCAGGAAAAGAUCUGGCAGACAACCUCCCCACCUCUCCUCGACUCAUUAAGACUCAUUUUCCAGUUCAGUUUGUGCCAAAGUCCUUUUGGGAGCAAAACUGCAGGAUGGUCUACGUGGCCCGCAAUGCCAAAGACAACAUGGUGUCUUUUUUUCACUUUGAUUCCAUGAACAUGGUUGAGCCAGAGCCUGGAGACUGGAGCAACUACAUCAAGAGAUUCAUGGAGGGAAAGAUGGUGUUUGGAUCCUGGUACGACCAUGUAAGCGGCUGGUGGAAGAAGAAGCAGAGUUAUCCAAAACUCCAUUACAUGUUCUACGAAGAUAUGGUCAAGGACACUGGACGGGAAGUAGACAAACUGUGCAGCUUUCUUGGUUUGUCUCGUUCAGACGAGGAGAAGAAAAGAGUCACAGGUGGAUCACAGUUUGAUAAUAUGAAAAAGGACGACAUGGCCAACUAUUCUUCAAACCCAGUUAUGGAUUUCAAAAUCUCUCACUUCAUGAGGAAAGGUAAAGUUGGUGACUGGAAGAACCACUUCACUGUUUCUCAGAAUGAAGAGUUUGAUGAAGACUACAAGAAAAAGAUGACGGACCCCACACUUCAGUUUAGCACUGAAAUUUGAACAAGAGAGAGUCAGACUAACAUAUUAUGUUAGAAAACCUCCCAGACUAACAUAUUAUGUUAGUCUGACUCUUCAGAAGAUUGCAAAGCUAAUGUGUCAUUAAAGAGCAGCAGUAUGACAACACCAUUUACACUGACACUUUCAAAUGAGACCAAGAGAUCUAUAUGAUCAGUGAUGUAAAUAAAAAGGUGUUUAUUCAUAUUCAAAUUUCUAUAUUUGCAAUAAAACAGCAAGAACUCA
Molecule: messenger RNA, 1591 nt
Organism: Epinephelus lanceolatus (giant grouper)
Lineage: Eukaryota; Metazoa; Chordata; Actinopteri; Perciformes; Serranidae
Product: cytosolic sulfotransferase 3-like
Molecular function (GO): sulfotransferase activity
Source: RefSeq, a predicted model, not a curated record